Toxorhynchites rutilus septentrionalis is the source of this 539-nucleotide messenger RNA. RefSeq lists its product as uncharacterized. The transcript has 2 exons. Bases 92 to 478 code for a protein of 128 amino acids. Gene Ontology annotation, cellular component: mitochondrial inner membrane. Gene Ontology annotation, biological process: mitochondrial respiratory chain complex IV assembly; mitochondrial respiratory chain complex I assembly. NCBI's taxonomy places the organism in Eukaryota, Metazoa, Arthropoda, Insecta, Diptera, Culicidae. The record is from RefSeq and is a predicted model, not a curated record.
UUUUCUGCUCUGCUGUCAGCUGGCCCAAACAAAUAUGGGCUCCGUUGAAUAACAUUUGAACAUCGAGAUGAAACCGGAGAUUUUGUAAACCAUGGUGGCCAUAAAAACCCUAGGGAAGACUGCUAUAUACAUCGCAAUUGGCGGUAUCACCGCUACAAUGUUCAUGAAGUUGAAAUUGGAAAGCCGAGUUCGAGAUCAACCCUAUUACCGGGAAUCUAUGAAAAUUCUCCGAGCGCAUCCAGGUGCGAUCACGUUGCUUGGGGAACCGAUUAAGGAUAUGGGUUUCGAUUUUGGAGAGCAGAGUAAAAAGUAUAAUGACGGCAAGAUUGAUGGGUUUUCCGUCGCGGUCAAAGGAACUAAUCAACGUGGGAAACUGCAUUUCUGGGCGGAGCACAAAGAAGACAAGUGGAACAUAACUCGGGCAGAGUUGGAACUGGAUAGCGAACCAGAUCGGAGGUUACUCAUACAAAAGAUUUGAUAUGGAAAUUGUACAUUGUUAGGAUAGAUUAGGCUAUCAAAAUAUAUCAAGUUCAAACAAG